AACCUCGGCUCACUCCAACUUUAUGACCUCACUCACCUCCAAAUAAACAACAUUAAGAACAAUCCAGCUCACCAGAACAGACAAAUAAAAAAGGGCAUGAAGAAAAGAAAAGAGCAGAGAAGAAGAUGGUUCUGUGCAGCUUCCACCUCUUUGCCCUCAAGGAAGGCCACACGCCGCCAACGUUCCUCUCGGCACUGCACAAAGCCGGGAUCAAGCCCAUAGUCCAAGCGCUCGUACUCCGCUGGAUGAUUCUCCCCCAGGUAAUAUCAACCGGUCACUUGCUAGCCCGCAACGUCCGCUGGGACAUGUUGCUCGUAUUACCUGAGGGUUCCCACAUAAGCGAAUCUCUGCGCGCGUCCGCAAUUGCGGCGGAAUGGACAGCGAGCAUAGGGACAUCGUCAAAGCUUCUCUCAAGCUACUCCUCGCUGAACGCAGAGCUGCUGAACCCGGUGCCAGGAACCGUGCCACCUGCGUCAUUGGACCUUGCGGCAGCCGCGCAGGCCGAGUCCUCGCAGAACCUCGAGCUCACGCCUGAGCUCGCCUCCUUCAUCGCCGCGUUGCCGGCGCACAUAAAAACGCGCCCGGUAAGCAUGCUCAAUCUGCUCUCCUUGAACGAGGGCAAACACGCGCAAUACGUCAAGUACGGACACGAGUUCAGCUCGCGAGUUGGUGCGCGGUAUGGCGGGCGUGUAAAGAUUGUUGGCAAAGUGACGAGUUCAGGGGUUGUCGAGCCUAAGGAAGGAGACGUUAGGAAGCAACAGCAGGAGGGUUGGGACGAGAUAGCAUUUGUGCAUUAUCCAAGCAUUACCCAUUUUGCAUCAAUGGCGGCCGAUAACGACUAUCAGGGUGUGAACCAUAAAUAUAGGCUGGGAGCCCUGAAAGAUACAUUCAUCAUCUGCGUUGUGGAGAUAUCACCCGACGGGAAGUUGGUUUGUGAAGCAGAGAAAGAGAACAAGAUGAAAUUGUGACAAAAGAAAAUCAUCUUCCAAAGUUAAUUUAUGGCUAGUGGUCACUAAUCUGUCCUGUAGCCUGGUAUCACAGCACGGG
Xylaria bambusicola is the source of this 1047-nucleotide messenger RNA. RefSeq lists its product as uncharacterized. The coding region runs from base 126 to 968 and encodes 280 amino acids. Lineage: Eukaryota; Fungi; Ascomycota; Sordariomycetes; Xylariales; Xylariaceae. The transcript has a single exon. The record is from RefSeq and is a predicted model, not a curated record.